AGCAUCACAUGAAUUGACUGUCAACAUGCAAGAUGGCCACGCAUCACAGGCAAAAUGCUGCUGGGCGGAGAAAAGUACAGGUGUCCUAUGUCAUUAGAGAUGAGGUGGAGAAGUACAAUCGGAAUGGGGUGAAUGCACUCCAGCUAGACCCUGCGUUGAACCGGCUCUUCACUGCUGGAAGAGACUCUAUCAUCCGGAUAUGGAGCGUCUACCAGCAUAAACAGGACCCAUACAUUGCCUCGAUGGAGCAUCAUACAGACUGGGUUAAUGACAUAGUUCUCUGUUGCAAUGGCAAAACAUUGAUAUCUGCCUCAUCAGAUACAACAGUCAAAGUAUGGAACGCGCACAAAGGCUUCUGUAUGUCAACGUUACGAACACACAAGGACUAUGUGAAAGCUCUGGCCUACGCUAAGGACAAGGAGCUUGUGGCAUCAGCGGGUCUUGACCGGCAGAUCUUUCUUUGGGAUGUGAACACACUAACAGCACUCACUGCUUCCAACAACACUGUCACCACCUCGUCACUCAGUGGGAACAAGGACUCUAUCUACAGUCUGGCUAUGAACCAGAUGGGCACAGUCAUUGUAUCAGGAUCAACAGAAAAGGUCCUGAGAGUGUGGGAUCCCCGAACAUGUGCUAAGCUGAUGAAGCUUAAAGGUCACACAGACAACGUUAAAUCCUUGCUGCUGAAUCGAGAUGGCACUCAAUGCCUGUCCGGCAGUUCAGACGGGACCAUCCGCCUGUGGUCACUCGGCCAGCAGAGGUGCAUCGCCACGUACCGGGUGCACGAUGAAGGGGUCUGGGCCCUGCAGGUCAAUGAGGCCUUUACACACGUCUACUCUGGAGGCAGGGACAAAAAGAUAUACUGCACCGACCUGCGUAACCCAGACAUCCGUGUGCUGAUCUGCGAGGAGAAGGCCCCGGUGCUCAAAAUGGAACUGGACAGAUCUGCUGACCCACCUCCAGCGAUCUGGGUCUCCACCACCAAGUCAUCCGUUAAUAAAUGGUCUCUAAAGGGAAUGCACAACUUCCGGUCAUCAGGGGAGUAUGACAACGACUGCAGUACUCCUCUGACACCACUGUGCACUCAGCCAGAACAAGUCAUCAAGGGAGGUGCCAGUAUCAUACAGUGCCACAUUCUGAAUGACAAGAGACACAUACUCACCAAAGAUACCAACAACAAUGUGGCUUUCUGGGAUGUCCUGAAGGCUUGCAAAGGUGAAGACUUGGGGAAAGUGGAGUUCGAUGAAGAGAUUAAAAAGCGUUUCAAGAUGGUCUAUGUGCCAAACUGGUUCUCUGUUGAUCUAAAAACUGGGAUGCUCACAAUCACACUGGACGAGAGCGACUGCUUUGCUGCCUGGGUGUCUGCAAAGGACGCUGGGUUUUCAAGCUCUGAUGGAUCCGACCCAAAGCUGAACCUGGGUGGACUGCUCCUCCAGGCUCUGCUGGAGUUCUGGCCCAGAACUCGCAUUAACCCAAUGGACGAGGAAGAGAACGAGGUGAACCACGUGAAUGGAGAGCAGGAGAACAGGGUCCAGAAAGGAAAUGGAUAUUUCCAAGUGCCACCACACACGCCCGUCAUCUUCGGGGAAGCAGGAGGCAGAACUUUAUUUAGGUUGCUAUGUAGAGAUUCAGGUGGAGAGACUGAAUCGAUGCUGCUGAACGAGACAGUUCCACAGUGGGUUAUUGAUAUAACCGUCGAUAAAAAUAUGCCCAAGUUCAACAAAAUCCCAUUCUACCUCCAGCCCCAUUCUUCCUCUGGUGCAAAAACUCUGAAGAAGGAUCGCCUCUCGGCCAGUGACAUGCUCCAGGUGAGGAAGGUGAUGGAGCACGUUUACGAGAAGAUCAUCAACCUGGACAACGAGUCGCAGACCACCAGCUCCUCGGCCAACGAUAAGCCGGGCGAGCAGGAGAAGGAGGAGGACAUGGCCAUGCUAGCCGAGGAGAAGAUCGAACUAAUGUGUCAAGACCAGGUUCUGGAUCCCAACAUGGACCUGCGAACAGUUAAACAUUUUAUCUGGAAGAGCGGAGGGGACUUGACGCUUCACUAUAGGCAGAAGUCCACGUGAAAAUCCU
Anoplopoma fimbria (sablefish) is the source of this 2073-nucleotide messenger RNA. RefSeq names its product WD repeat-containing protein 48. Gene Ontology annotation, molecular function: ubiquitin binding. NCBI's taxonomy places the organism in Eukaryota, Metazoa, Chordata, Actinopteri, Perciformes, Anoplopomatidae. Gene Ontology annotation, biological process: protein deubiquitination; double-strand break repair via homologous recombination. The transcript is spliced from 18 exons. The record is from RefSeq and is a predicted model, not a curated record. Bases 33 to 2066 code for a protein of 677 amino acids.